Molecule: messenger RNA, 249 nt
Organism: Morchella sextelata
Lineage: Eukaryota; Fungi; Ascomycota; Pezizomycetes; Pezizales; Morchellaceae
Exons: 1
Coding region: 1-249 (82 amino acids)
Source: RefSeq, a predicted model, not a curated record
AUGGCCUCCGCGACACUCGCGUACCCCCUAGUCCUCAUCCUCAACGCCGGCAGUGCAGCUCUCGCCAGCACUGGCGCCGCGAACGACGAAACUUUCUUCACGGUCCCCAGUCUUGCAACCGGGCGCGCAAGAGGCGCCGUCGUCCUCAGAGCAGAGGAGGAAAAGGACCGGAAAGCCCGGCAUUGGGAUCUGGAUAUCGCAGCUCUCAUAAUUGCAAUGCUUCCUGGAGUGGAGUUGGGUGGCGGGUGA